CUCGUUUAAAUUUUACAAAAAUUUACUGAACAAAUCAGGUAAAACUUUAAACAGUCUGGACAAAUUACGGUAAUGAAUUAAAAUUUUUGGGUAAUGUUUCCGCUGAGUGACUCAGUCUUUGACAAAUUCUUCUAACAUAAUAACGCUGGGGCCUCUCGUCCUCUCUUUUCCAAUUCUACGCCUCCAAACAGAGAACAAAACCUGUCUUUGUCACGAAAACAAAUUAGAACAUGUGACUGAAUAUGGGCAAAUUGGAAGAGUCUUUCUUUUCUUCCCCCUUUUAUCCCACGUGUUUUUUUAUAUUCUCUUUUUAUCUUUCAAAAAUGAAUUUUCCCCUGAUUUUUUCUUCUUCUCCUCUAUAUUCUGUUUAAAACAAUAACUAUUCAACUUUCUUCUUCCUUUUCAGUUCUCUUUCUUCCAAAAGCAAAAAAAAAAUUCAAUUCUUUCUCGUUUGCUGUGAAGAUGUUCAGAUUAAUUAAUCUUCCACUUUCAAUCAUGUUUAAAAUCAUCAUCUUCUUCUUCUUCUUCUUCUCUGUUUCUGUAUCUGCUGCAGCAAUCGGGACUUCAAAAAGUUCUUAUGAUCAUCAUCAUCAGCAUCAUCAUGACUUGUCAUAUUUCGAUUCAACCACCACCACCACCAUAAUCAGGCCCUGUUGUUUUGAUAAUCCCACUUUUGCAGAGAUGAUUAAAUUCAGGAAUGAAACAAGGCAGAGGCAGAUGCAGAUGAAGCAGCAGCGAUCCGUACAGUCAAGAAUGGAUUGUACACUUUGGACUAAAGCCUGCUCUGAACAACUGUUGAAGAUGGCUAAAAGGCCGGAAAAUGUUGAGUGGAUUAAGUCAAUCAGGAGAAGAAUCCAUGAGAACCCAGAACUUGCUUUCGAAGAACACGAAACCAGUAGACUCAUUCGUGAAGAAUUGCAGAGAAUGGAGAUCAAUUUCAAGUACCCUUUUGCUAAAACUGGGAUUAGAGCCAUGAUUGGUACUGGUGGACCUCCGUUUGUUGGUCUCCGGGCAGAUAUGGAUGCUCUUCCAAUCCAGGAAAAUGUUGAAUGGAAACACAAGAGCAGGAAUGCUGGAAAGAUGCACGCCUGUGGACAUGAUGCCCAUGUUGCCAUGCUUAUGGGCGCCGCGAAGAUUCUGAAGGCACGAGAAAAUCACUUGAAGGGAACUGUGGUACUGAUUUUUCAACCUGCUGAGGAAGCUGGGAAUGGAGCAAAAAGAAUGAUACAAGCUGGGGCUAUUGAAGAUGUUGAAGCCAUAUUUGGUGUUCACGUGUCACAUCUCCACAACACGGGCACAAUUGCCUCAAGACCCGGUCCCCUUCUUGCAGGGUGUGGCUUCUUCCGAGCAACAAUCAGCCGGAAAGAGGGCCUAAUUGGCAUUCACCAACGUUCUGUUGAUCCUGUACUUGCAGCCUCAGCUGCAGUUAUCAGUUUACAAGGCAUUGUUUCCCGCGAAUCAAAUCCUCUGGAUUCCCAGGUGGUUUCAGUGACCUUCUUUAAUGCCGGAAGUGAGCUUGAUUCCACUCCAGACACUGUCAGCCUCGGUGGCACUUUCAGGGCAUUCUCUAACACAAACUUCUACCAAAUCCUCGCUAGAAUUAGAGAGGUGAUCUCGGAGCAAGCCAGAGUAUUCAGAUGCUCAGCAACAGUUGAUUUUUUCGAGAAUGAGGAUCGAAUCUACCCUCCAACAGUCAAUGAUGAACAAUCAUAUGAACACGCGAAAAAUGCCAUCGUUGAUCUCCUAGGUCCUGAAAAUUUCAAUGUGAUGGAUCCCUUGAUGGGUUCUGAAGAUUUCUCAUUCUACAGUGAAGUGAUUCCAUCUGGAUUCUUCUUCGUUGGAAUCAGGAACGAGACUUUAGGCUCCAUUGUUUCCCCGCACUCUCCCAACUUCAUCAUCGACGAAGAUGCCUUGCCAGUUGGUGCAGCAACUGAAGCUGCCAUUGCAGAGAGAUACCUUUACCAGCGCAAUACCAUGAGCAGAGUUUCCAUCUAAGUGCAUUGCCAAGCUUUUAUUAUUUAGUUUUCUACUAACCUAAAUUAGAAGGGUUUUUUUUCGUUCUUAGAAAGAUAAUCAUAUCACUAGAAAGGGAGAAUUAGGGAUCUUACUAGCUACUAUCCAUAUUUUCAUUCUUUCAAGUUCUUUAAUUCAGUUUGAAGUAUGAUAUGAUAUUAGGGCUGUCGUUAUUCAUUAUUCAUUUCAUUCAGUUGAUUUAAUAUAUGUAGAGACAUGGAGCAAAUGAUGAAAGCUGGUUUUCCAAAAGGAUUAUAUUUCAAAAACG
Messenger RNA from Oldenlandia corymbosa var. corymbosa, 2281 nucleotides. NCBI's taxonomy places the organism in Eukaryota, Viridiplantae, Streptophyta, Magnoliopsida, Gentianales, Rubiaceae. The record is from the annotation of a GenBank genome assembly.